Molecule: messenger RNA, 1893 nt
Organism: Epithele typhae
Lineage: Eukaryota; Fungi; Basidiomycota; Agaricomycetes; Polyporales; Epitheliaceae
Product: WD40 repeat-like protein
Exons: 8
Coding region: 1-1893 (630 amino acids)
Molecular function (GO): protein binding
Source: RefSeq, a predicted model, not a curated record
AUGACCAGCGACUCCGAGGACGACGUCUACGAUGACAUUGAAUUCGGCAAUGCAUCCGAUGCCGACGAGGACAUCGACGAGGACAUUCUCGAUGCGCUCAAUGGAGAUCUAGCUGCCGAGGCCGCCGCUGAGGCCACGGAAGAGGAAACCGACUCUUCAUCGUCAGAUGGAGGCUCGGACGACGAUGACGACGACGCGGAAGAAGAAUAUGUGUCCCCUCAUCAAGAUCUAGAGCAAGUGCUCACUCAGUCACUUCAAGAGGUGGCGGCGCCACCACAGUCCCUUUCGCCGGUGUCCGAGACUCCAAUAGGGACUCAAGCAUCCCAACCUCCACCACAGGUUCGCCCUCCUUCCCCUGCGCAGCUACGCAAGAACAGACUCCUCUCCGACAUCUCAUGGCCCCGUUCGUUCACCGUGGAGGCCAUAUGUGCCAUACCACAUCCCUGUGCCACACAUGCUCUCGCCUCGUCGCUGUGCAUGACGCAUCUCAUCACUGGCUCCGACGACGGAUACAUCCGCGACUACGACCUGUUCACCGCUGUGAAUGGCAAGGUCUUCCUCACCGCGCCGCAGAGGCAACACUGCGGAGUUAUUGAAGGCAUUAUGAAAGCGGGCCAGAUUCGCUGCUGGUGGGAUAACGCCAUCUCGACGGUGAACGUGGACGGUUCACUAGGAGAGACGACUUUGUACCCUGUGUACAGUCUUGCGAUGCAGUCUGACGCACUAUGGUCACUUGCUGGCUCCAACCAAGGGCAUAUCGCACUUCACACAGUGCGACACAGCCCGGGUCGCUUGUGUCAUGUUAUGCAGGGACACAAGGGCCCCGUCUCUGCACUGUGUCUCCAGUAUGAUGAGAAGGGCUUUUUCAGCGCAGGAUGGGACGGUGAAGCAGUCCACUGGGACCUGAACAGCGGGCAACUCGUCCGCAGAUUCACAGCCCACGGCGCCCAGCUCGCCGCCAUAGCCGUCCGCCCCCUCUCCACCAACUUCAUCCACAGCCCCUGGAGCACCAUCACCGCCGGGAGCGAGUUCAUGGUCUCGAUGCGCGGACACGCGGGGGCCAUGCCUCCCCCACCCCCAUCCAACGGCGCGUUCGGCGGGCACCACGGGCCCAAGCAGGACGAAGACGCGCGGUCCGACACCUCCUACGACCCCCUGUUCGACGAGCCCGACGCGGACGGCGACGGCGACGGCGCCGCCAUGGCCCAGCCAUCGUACGCCCCCUUUGGCGGCAACGCCGGGCAGGGCUUCGUCCAGCCGCACAACCCGGGGCGCGGCGCGAUCGCGCCGAAGGGAGCGCCGCCCGUCCUGGACCCUGCGACGUACGCGACAUACUCCCCAGACCUACUCAUGACCGCGCACUUCGAUGGCCAGAUUUUCCUUUGGGACCGCCGCGUGCAGACACGCGGCAAGGGCGUCGGGAGACUGUGGAUGAGCGAGAAGACGCCACCGUGGUGUAUGUCGGCUUGUUGGUCUGCCGACGGCAGCCAGAUAUAUGCCGGUCGCCGUAACGGUACGGUGGAGAUCUACGACGUGCGACAGACGGGUCGUGCGGCAUCGGGCACGCCGCGGAUCCUGAAGACGCUCAGGAAUCCGCUGAGCUCUGGUGUCGUGUCAUGUGUAGUGGCAUUCCCAGAUGGCCGCCACUUGGCUUGCGCAUCAACGGACAACAUUCGUCUGUGGAACGUCGCAGAGGCCGGAGAGCCCGACAUCAAUGGCAAGAUGAAAAGUGGCGUACAGUUCAAGAUCAUCCCGGGCCACCACGGCGGCUACGUCUCUCAGAUGCUUGUCGACCCGGCGGCACGUUUCUUGGUGAGCGCUAGUAGCAACAGGGGAUGGCACGGUGAGAACACCAAGACGGUGUUUGUGCAUGAGGUGAAGCAUUUGACGUGA